AUGAGCCAGCAGGAUGUGGUCGCCGUGCUUUCAGAACGCCUGCUCGUAGCCGCCUACAAAGGCCAAGUGGAGAAUGUGGUGCAGCUUAUCAACAAGGGUGCCAAGGUAGCGGUUACCAAGCAUGGCCGGACCCCCCUGCAUCUUGCUGCCCACAAGGGUCAUCUCCAUGUUGUCCAGGUUUUGUUGAAGGCAGGCUGUGACCUGGAUAUUCAAGAUGACGGUGAUCAGACAGCAUUGCACCGGGCUGCUGUCGUAGGGAAUACCGAUGUUAUAGCAAGUCUUAUUCAAGAGGGGUGUGCUUUGGACAGACAAGACAAGGAUGGGAACACUGCUCUUCAUGAAGCUUGUUGGCAUGGAUUCAGUCAGUCUGCCAAAGUGCUGGUUAAAGCAGGAGCCAACGUUCUUGCCAAGAACAAGGCAGGUAACACACCUCUUCACCUGGCUUGCCAGAAUAGCCAUUCCCAGAGUACUCGUGUUUUAUUACUUGGAGGAUCUCGAGCAGACCUCAAAAAUAAUGCAGGAGAUACCUGUCUGCAUGUGGCUGCUCGUUAUAAUCACUUGCCCAUCGUUAGGGUGCUGCUCAGUGCUUUCUGUUCUGUCCAUGAAAAGAACCAGGCAGGAGAUACUGCACUCCAUGUAGCUGCUGCUUUAAAUCACAGGAAGGUGGUUAAGCUGUUGCUGGAGGCAGGGGCUGAUGCAUCCGUUGUCAACAAUGCAGGUCAGACCCCUCUAGAGGUUGCCAGACAGCACAAUAACCCUGAGGUUGCGCUCCUCCUCACUAAAGCAUCACAGGUCUCACGCUUUAACCGUGGAAGAAGCCUGAGGAAGAAGAGAGAGAGGCUGAAGGAGGAAAGGCGAGCCCAGUCGGUACCACGGGAUGAAGUGGUACAGAGCAAGGGCAGCGUCUCAGCUGCUGACGACACACCGAGCAGUGACCAGCCACCGCAGAGAAAGAGCGAUCUGAAGGAUGAACCCCGGUCAACCUCACCAGAUCCCAAAGGGAAGAAGAGCAAAAAGAAAAAGCCAAAGGAAAAGGUUUCAGCACUCUCAGACCCCAUCUCCCCAGCUGAUCAGCAGACACUCCCUCGGCCCCAGCAAAACGUGCCUAAGCGCAGGAGUAAACAUCACUGCUCCUCUCCACCCCCUCCCCACGAGGUCCGAGCCUACCAGCUGUACACGCUCUACCGAGGAAAGGAUGGGAAGGUGAUGCAGGUGAGCCUGCGGGGGCCCUCGUCAGGGGAGACCCAGGGAGCAGCACUUGGAGUUGGGGCACAGUUAGCCAACGGACAGAAAAUGUGCUCGAUUAACUGCACUCUCAGGG
Fulmarus glacialis (Northern fulmar) is the source of this 1321-nucleotide messenger RNA. Its product is annotated as ankyrin repeat domain-containing protein 6-like. NCBI's taxonomy places the organism in Eukaryota, Metazoa, Chordata, Aves, Procellariiformes, Procellariidae. Gene Ontology annotation, molecular function: protein binding. The annotation marks the transcript as partial. The record is from RefSeq and is a predicted model, not a curated record. The transcript is spliced from 11 exons.